CGGGCCAACAAACUACCGCGAAACUUAGAAUCUAUUUGUCAUAAAAUGUCUUGUAUUACAAUUGAAAUGUCAAUUCGAAGUUUUCGUUAUUUAAAAACUAUUUGUAGUCAACCAUUCUUUGAUAAUUUGUAAUUAGUGUUACGACAAAGGUAAAACUGUUCGUUAAUUGCAUAACAACCAUUAUAAUUCGGAAUUUGUGAAUAAACAUAAAUAGAGACUGUGUAAACACAAAUUUGUUCGUGAGUUAUAGUGUCAAUUAUUAAAAUUGUUAGUAUCGAUAGUAUCCAAUAUUAUUUGCUUGUUUGCUUGCUCAAAGAAAUAAUUUAAAUAAUAAUUAUUUCCGACUAAUGGGAUAUUUAAUAGUAAAGUGACAGUGAUAUAACCUCGAAUAUGUAAGCAAACAUUAGAUUUUCAAUGUACUGCAAUGGAAUUAAAGCGUUAGAAUUGUAGUACAUUUAUUAAAAAUGGCUGAUGUAAGAUUACUUAUACAAGAAGAAGGCCGUGCAGCUAGAAAUUUGAUAGCUUUCAAUGUACCAGUCGGGACAGUUAACACUGAGAAAGUUACUAAAAAACCACCUAGUGUACCAAGAAUGUCACAAUCGAGUACAACUAAAAGAUCUAUGAAACCAACAACAAGAGUGAGAUCGGCGUCUACUGGUCGAGAUAAAAAAUCUGAAUUACAGGCAAGAUAUUGGGCCUUUUUAUUUGGGAAUUUGCAAAGAGCAGUGGAUGGGAUUUAUCAAACUUGCGAAGAAGAUGAAAAUAUUUCAGAAUGCAAAGAAGUAAUACUGGUUUUAGAGAAUUAUACAAGGGAUUUUCAUAAUUUGAUUGAAUGGUUUAAAGUCAAAUGGGCUUACGAAAGUUCGUCGCCACCCUUGAGACGUACUCCGUUAGCUUGGGAAGUAAGGAAAACUUCUCCUUGUCGCAUAUGGAAUUCAACAAUGAUUCCGAAAUGUACUAGUCCUUUGCAAAGGAUAAGUCCUACAGAAUUUAUUUGUAGAAGUCCUGUUGAUCAAACUAUUUCAGAAAAUAAGCCUAUUACUACGGAUAGUAAAAUAAAUAACGCGAAAGGCGAAUCUGUACACAAAUUGGUGAAAGAUAAUAAAAGUACUGUUACAAAAAGUAACUUGACAAACGUAAGCGAAAAGUGUAAAAAUCCAGUAGAUAAAGGUAUAAGCUCAUCAUCGAUUAAAGACAAGUUAUCAUCGAUGAAAGUCAAUAAAGCUUUGGUAAAACAUACAGUUUCUGGGAAAACAAGUGGUACCAUUAUAACAGAUCAGAAAGCAAACGAAGCUACGUUUCGUGAUGUAAAAAGUAAGCUGGAUACUAAAAAUGUUUCUAAAUUAGUUAAAACUGGAUUGCAUAAUAGUACCAAUAAAAUAGCAGAUUCUAAUCUAAUAAUAGAAAAAAAUGAACAGAUACUCUCUAAUGAUAAAAGUAUGCAAUUAAUUACCUUUUCAUCAACUGAAAAAGAACUUUCUAAUACGACUACUAUGGAUAAUAAAUUAAAUGCUCAGAAUAAUUUCCAAGUGAAACCAUUGGGUCCUAAAAACGAUUUAGGAUUAGGGAAAAAUGAAAUUAAUGCUAAAGUGAAGAAACAAGGUACUGGAAAAGAUAUUAAAGCCAUUGGCAUAGAAAAUGUAACGACUGAAAGCAAAUUAGUAGAACCCAAUAGUAUAGCAAAAGAAAACAGCAGUAUCAUUGUAAUGAACAAGAGCAUACAAAGUAUCGCAAAAGUUUCAAAUAAAGUAAAUCAAAAAUUAAAAACCCAUUCAGGUGUGAGCGAUUGCGCGAAUAAUAAAAUUGUGGCAAAAACUGUAUCUGACACGUCAUCUAAUAAUUUAGGUAAAGGAUUAGUUAAUACAAAUAAACCAGCAUAUGCAACAAUAUCGCAAAUGAAGGUUGCUAGAACAAAACAUGCAAGUCUCCCUGAAACUCCCAAAUUUAUUCGAAGUAAAACAACAUUAUGCGAUAGGAAUGUAUCAACUUCUAAUAAAAUAAGACCUGGAACAUCAGUAAUAGUUAGGCAACGCUUUCAACCAUUUGACAAUAAGAUUUCAGAACAGAGUUCUUUAAAGAAAGAUCAGAAUAAAGAUAUAAAUGGUUCAGUAGAAGUGUUAACGAAACAAACGGUUACUGUAAAAAUGAAAGAAGAAAACGAUGGUUGGCAAACAGUUCGCAGUCGUUGCCGAAGAGGCAGUACUCAUAAUUUAAAUAUAUCUACAAGAUUUCAUAAACCGAGUACUGCCACUUCGUUACCAGCCUUGUCCAUCGAAUGUCCUUCAGAAAAAAAUAAAAAGAAAUGUUUGACACCCGAUGGAAAUAGCAAACAGAAAAAAAAGUGCAUUGUAGAAAAGGAAGGAAAGAACAUAUGUAACGAAGUAGAGAAAGUGAAAGGGGAAUCAGUAGCAAGUCUUACACUUAAAGAUAAGGUGGAAGAAGUUUUCAAGAACACGAUUAAUUUGAAUGAAAUAAAUUCCACGUCAAUGAUCGCAGCGAUAUUUAAGAGUGACGCAGAAUUACUUGAGAAACGUAUACAACAAUUUAUGGCCGCUCAAGCGGAAAGGGAGAGAAUAAUUUUGGAAGAGGAAAGAAAGACAGAAGAAGCUGAUUCUCAGCGGUCACAACAAUUAUCGGAUGAAGAGGCUUCUUUGCAUAGACAAAUUUUAGAAUUAGAAUGCACGGAAACCGAUGUUGAUACAGAAACUGAUGAAACGGACGGCGAGAUGGUUCUUGAAAUAGAAGACGAGCAAGAGGCAUCACCUAAUACAGUGUCUGACGAUAUUAGUUUAGAAAAUAGGUGUGUAUCAUAUUCAUUGCAUUUAUACUUUAUUUUGCUGCAUAACGAAUGUAAUGUGAAUUUUUAUAGAUAUGAUAACGUGUUAGAUGGAAUGUCUUGGGCGGAGUGUGUGGAUACCCUUGCUCAAUUACAUGCAUUAGUGGCUCGCCACCCUGGUAGAGCUUUAGAAUUGCAUCAGAAGCUCUCGUCACCGUCGCGUAAAAGAUCGUUACCUGAGACAUUACGACGAUAUCAAACGAAGCAAGCUUGCGCGCAACAUAAACGCCAAAAGCUCUUGAUGGAGAAAUCGCAAAGAUUGCGAGAAUUGUUGAAUAAAGUGAAAGAUGUUAAAAGUGCAAAGAAUCAGUUGAUAGAGGACAAGCGUAUCAGAAUGGAGAUGAAAUUAAAAAGAGCGGAAGAAAACAGAACGCAGCAUUUGUUAGAAGUAGUAAGAAAAGCACACGACGAGGACUCCAAACUGAAAGAAAUUGCAUUUAUCAACGAGCUUGAAGCGCAGAACAAGAGGCAUGAUUUUAUAGCGUUAUGUCAAGAACAAGAAGAACGAUUACAAGGAAUUCAUGAAGAACGCCAACGUCGACAAGAAGAAAAAGCAGCUAAAGAAGCAGCAGCUGAGGAGCGCAGACGAGCUUUAGAAGCGGAAAGACAGCUACGCAUUCAGAAAAUGAAACAAGCUCGUCGCGAACGCGAAGAAAGAGUGGGCAAAAUGCAGCUAGAAAGAGAAAAAGAACGACAGGAACUCGCGCGAGAAAAAGCCAGAGAUCGAGAAGAACGUUUGUCAGCAUUGCACGCAGCUCAGUUAGCAAAUCAAGAAGAAUUACAGAAGAAGAUAGCUCAAAAGCAGCAAGAAUCGGCUAGGAGACAUGUUGAGAAUAUUGAGCACAUUCGACAAAGAGCAGUCGAAUCUUCGAUUUUGAGGUCGGAGGAAGUGCCACCUACCCUGAAAUCGUACCCUACCCAAAAACAGUGCUCUUUAUGCGGAACAGUCAUACCCAAUGAAGUUUAUUUAUUAAGCCAUUUAAAAGGGAAGACGCAUCUCGAAGCAGUGCGGAGUACACACGAUGGUCGGGAACCAUCUCGAGACGAGUUACAGCGCUUCAAUAUAUCGCAAAUUCGCGAUUUGCCGCCUUCGGUGAUCGAAAAUAACAAUUCGAAUGAUGUCAAGGCUGCGAAAGAGAAGCAGAAAGCUUUGAAACGUCGGUGCAGGAAAAUGAAGCAGCGAAUGAUUUUACGCGGUAAAGAAUGGGAAGAUGAUCACAAGGUUGACGUAAACCAAUCCACCGAGUCGACAAACAAAGCAAAGUUUCGACGGAAUUUAAAAGAACUGGAUCGGUUGUACUGUAACCACUCGAAAACUGCGUGGUCAAGCGUCGCCAUUGCUGCAUUGGAACGCUGUCUAGGCGAAAUAACACGAGCUUUCUCAAAAUCGUGUCCAUUGGAUCAAAACGCGUUUCGACUUUUGAAUGGAUUCGAUGUUUUAACGAAUCUCCUACAUCUGGGCCUGCAAAUGCAAAACGCGUCCCAUAAUCUUCCAAACAAAAGCAUCGUUUCGGUGUGCCGAGUGUACAAGUUUAGCGUCAGCGAAAAUAGCAGUAACAUCGAAGCAGUUUUAUCGAGUAACAAAAUUCUGGUCAUCCUGGAUCUUCUACUUCAACACUUGGAGAGCCUGUCGAAACUGGACGACCAUAUCCAGGUCCAGGAAGCAUCGAGUAACUCGACCGGAAGCGGAAUCGUCGCUAACAGCGUGAUGCAAUUGCUGUGCAGUUUGAUCCCCGAGGAGCCGUUUGAGAAAUCGGAACUGCAGACACGGGUGCAAGAUAUCGCCGGAUAUCUGGUGGCAGGUGGCCUGGUGGAUCGAGUGUCCCGCCACAGUCGCGCUCUGAUCGAGGCUGAGUUUUUCGUGGACCAGGAUCACGAAUCGCCACUUUUGAUAUCCUCCUACGAUCUUCUGUUCCGCAUCUGUUCCCACCUGAAGAAACCUCCGGACCAGGAGUCUGGCAGCGUUCACGAGAACAACAACAGCGUGGAACAGACGAUCGUAGAAUCACACCUUCUCGCGACGCUGUCCUCAACCGAGGCUGCAGGUGCCAUUGGCGCACUUUAUGCAGCGGUCGCGCUCACCCCACAGAAUCAGAAGGGGUCGUCGCCGACUCCUAACCAGACCACGAUGCCCCAGUCCACGAGGGUUCUGAUCGUCAAGUGCCUCAGGCUACUCAAGUCCAUUGCAGGGCUGAAUCUUUUGAGAUUACAGAAUCUGUUAGGAAUGGAAGGUACCAGUUUGCAAUGGCGACUGAUAGCUAGUCAUCUGAUAACUCGAUUAUCACGGGAUCCAAUAUCGCACAAGCCGGAAAUUGGAUCUGCGCAGAACACUAGUAGUACUUACAUCCUGUCGGAACUGUUCCAGGUUCUGGGGUAUUUUGCAGUUAACAACCCGGAAAAUCAGUUAAUACUGCAGUCGGCUGGGGUUGGUCCAAGCGUUCUACAGCAACUGUGUACUUUGCCGUUUCCGUUUUACGGUGCUCCAGGACUGACGUCGUACAUUUUCCCAACACUAUUGGCGGCCACGCAUCGAAACGGAGAGGCGACGGCCAUUUUGUCUUGCGAAAUGUCUUAUCAGUUGCUGGAAGAGUACAGAGAUUCAGACGACGGCAAGCUGAAUCCUUUGGUUCGUCUACUGAAGGACCCGAGUCCUUAGGCGUUCCAGCCAGAGUUGGGUUAGUCUGCUUGAGUUUCGUCAAAUUUCUUCGUUACACGCCACGAAUGUCACGUGGACGUUAAAACGCUGGACCAUUAACUCGUAUUCCGUUCGGAAACGUCGGACAGGAGAAAAUUGUUGUUAGGUACGUCCAUCGUUAGUUGAAAAGCUGUUGCAUUUGCGCGCCUCGAGGCUGGGACUCGAAGGCGACUAUCUUUACCAAAUGCACACUCGCGAACAGUGUCGAGACGUUAAGAGUGAUUAGCGACGUAUACUUGGAGGCAAAAUUUCUACCCAGUCGAAUCUCUACCAAUCAAUCGAAAUGACAAUCAAUCGAAGGGUUUUUGCAGAAAGUGACACAGACAGAGAGGGGCUGCUCGAGUUCUGUUGGACUUGAAAGUGCUGCUGACAAUCAAUUACGUGGUCAGAAAAUAAUUCCUGAUAUCAUUGUGGUAUCGAUAGCACUCCCGAAGGUAUUACUUCACUCACUAAUAAAAUAUUUUCCUCGUUAAUCGAACUGUCUUCACACUCUGACUUAUUCUUUGUAUUUCGAUUUUCGAAAUUCUGAAAAGAAUUCUGAAAAGAAAGACUCUGAAAAGAAUUCUGAUCCUAUCAUUUCUGAGCCCAAUGUUCCAAAUUAAACUGCAUCAAUCGAUAUCAAAAUGAUAACAUAGAUAAUUUUCUCAAGUUAGCAGUACUUCCAGAACAAUAACGUGUUCCGAACUUCGAUCUCGUGAUACGUGGUAUUUGAAUAGCAAUAGGGACCUUGAAAAGUAUUUUUUUACUCGUGUAGAAAACACGACGAUACUGUGAUAAUUUGCUACGCUCGAAUUCGAGAUGGAUGGGCGGGGCGAAUUAUUUCGUAGAGCUUUGUUUUUCUGGAAAACGAAGUCUUUUCCAGUCGUCUAAGGAUGACUUUUCUUAACGUUAGCUUUUGUAGGUAUAUAAUCGUUGUGAUUUCUCGACGAAUUGUUAAAUUGGUCGAUUAAUUGAACGGUGUAUAGUUUGACACAUUAGAAACGGUCCCUGGUAGGCGUGGCCUGUGGGUGGUGGGAGUGAAACUGGGCGUGGACGGUGCGCGGUGAGAGGUGAUCCUAGGCGUGACCUGUGCGUGGUAGGGGUGAAACUGGGCGUGGUAUGGUGAACCGUCACGCUUUUUUUGCUUCUAUUUGGGAGAUCCGAACUUGAAAUUGAAGUUCUUCCACCGUGGUCUUUCUGAGGGGUCUUAUCUGAGUUGUCGAGCUGUAACUUUUAACGUAGUCUCAUUGUCUUAUAAGUUGGGAAAAUGGUUUCCUCUUUAUAAGCUUGAUUUCACGUUACCUUAUAUCUAGUAGAACAACAUAAAAUUUUUAUUUAUCUUUGUUAAAUUUGUAAUUGUUCUCAUCUUUCGGAUAUUCGUUUAGAGAAAUUGGAUGAUACAACUAGUCAGUCCUACUGUUUUCUUUUUACAUUUAAUGAAUUUAAUUUUCUCUUGGAACUUUACAUAAUUUUGUAAAGAUGACGUUGAUUCUUUUUUGUUAAUUAUUAUAUUGUGUUAGCCUUAUAUAUUCAGUUUAAUAGUUUAAUUCUUUAUUUUUUGUUUUAUUAGAAGUAGUCUCGUACUUAGAUAAUUCGAAAUGGAGAAAAGGGAAAAUGCAUUUUGAAAUCAUUUGAAAAAUGUGAAAAAAAAAGUAAAGUAGUUAUCAUUAGGCAUUAUUCAUAAAUAGCGUUAGAGUUUAAUCGAUAAUGAAUUAUAUUUUCGUUAAAUGGAAUGUGACGAAGAAUUUUUAUUUUUUAUCUUAAUGAAUUUCACUCUUACUUGGAAGAUCUGAUUUGAAAACGAGGAGCGUUUCGCUUGAACAGUCAACUGAAUUGCGACUGAAGGAUCGAUUUGUUUCUGUACAAAAACUCUUCGGUUUUCUUUCAAUCUCGUGAUGGACGCACGUAAGAAAACAAUUUUCGUGCGAGUUUCAGAGAUCGCCGUUGAAAUUGCCAGUUAUUUGCUGAGCGUAAUCGAAAUUUAGCACCAUUACCAACUGUCUCUUACGAGGUAACGAAUCUCUUUAUUUUCCGUUGCAAGAAAUAGCUUUAACGGGUUCGCGAUUUACGAUUUACGAUUGUAAUUGUUUAUUGUUUGGAGCUGGAGAGAUUACCACGAAAUAAAGGCUUUUUACCUGUGGUUCUCUCGCACCUGCUCAGGUUAUGAAUUUACCUGAGAUUUACAAGAUGUUCCUUUAUAAAAAAACGAAACAAAAUUAUUUAAAAUUAAUUAUUACUGUCAUUCAAAAUUAAUGCGGAUCUUUAUGGCAACAUAAAUUGUUUGCAAAUGUACCUAAAGAAAUUAAACCUAAAUAGGAAUUUAUUUUAUUCUGCAAAUAUUAUAACGUGAACUUUACUUUCAAUGUUUUGUUUAUAUUCAUGGCAUAUUGUUUGCAUUUUGUGGUUUCUUAAACAUUCACAUUUCCUAUAAAUGCAUAAAGAUACCAGUUUAUUUAUAUUACCGAGCGUCUCCCGUAAAAAAGAGUAUAAAUUCAACCAACAGAUGGCACUUCCCAUAGACCUUGCUCCACCCAUAAGGCGUGGCUAAUACCUCGACCAAUAGGGCUCUGCAUUCCUUCCGCGACAGAUCUCUCCAGCUACCAACAGUACAUUCGAACGUUUCUUAGUGCACUCAUUUCUCUUGUUUUCACGCGUGCCAACAAUUCGUGCAAAAACGUGUCUUUUGAACGGGCCUUUUACACAUCGUUAGAAUUAGAACGAUGCUAAUCCAUGUGUGUGUAUGUGUGCGUGUGUGUGUGCGUAUGCGUGGAACCAUGCGAACCGUACCAAGACGGUAUUCAAAUUUUUUUUUAUCAUGUAACGUGUUUUACAUAAUAGAAAUAAUUACAAGCUUUGUAUUA
Messenger RNA from Hylaeus anthracinus, 8371 nucleotides. It is a transcript of the gene ssp3, whose product is annotated as S phase cyclin A-associated protein in the endoplasmic reticulum. Bases 465 to 5492 code for a protein of 1675 amino acids. The transcript is spliced from 14 exons. The record is from RefSeq and is a predicted model, not a curated record. Lineage: Eukaryota; Metazoa; Arthropoda; Insecta; Hymenoptera; Colletidae.